UUCAAGUUCAUAAAUAUGGCUGCCACCGGUGUCGGACAGCAAUCAUUGAAUGUGGAAAAUAUUUUCAAAACUUUAAGCUAUGGACCAGCACCAGAAGCAGACAAUGUUGCAAAGGCUUGGCUGGAUGAUCACAAAAGAGAUUUUGGUCAUUUCAUUGGUGGAAAGUGGCAUAAACCUGAUGGAAGAAAAUCUUACCAGACAAAAAACCCUGCUACAGGUGAAGUGUUAGCCUCUACUGUCCAGGGUGAAGAUGAAGAUGUAGAUUUUGCUGUUAAAACAGCCAAAAAGGCUUUCGAGUCGUGGAGUAAAACUCCACCACAUGUGAGGGCCCGACAUCUCUAUAGCAUUGCUCGCCAUGUCCAGAAACAUCAGCGACUAAUUAGUGUUAUAGAAUCAAUGGACAAUGGAAAGCCAAUUCGAGAAAGCCGAGAUGCAGAUAUUCCACUUGUAGUUCGACAUUUCUACCACCACGCUGGCUGGGCCCAGCUCAUGGACACGGAAAUGAGAGGCUGGAAACCUCUUGGUGUUGUUGCUGGAAUUGUUCCCUGGAACUUCCCUCUUAUGUUACUGACAUGGAAGGUGUGUCCAGCCUUGGCUAUGGGAAACACGGUUGUCCUGAAGCCGGCAACAUACACACGCCUCUCUGCCCUGUUAUUUGCUGAGAUCUGUGCAGAGGCAGGACUUCCACCAGGAGUGUUCAAUGUCGUUACAGGAGGCGGAGCCUUUGGCAGCAAACUGGCAUGUCAUCCUGAUGUAGACAAGGUGGCAUUUACUGGAUCCACUGAAGUUGGACAAAUACUGCGCCAUGUGACUGCUGGCACCGGUAAGAAGCUGUCUCUAGAGCUGGGAGGAAAAUCGCCUGUCAUCGUGUUUGAGACGGCUGAUCUCGACAGUGUGGUAGAAGGACUGGUCGAAGCUAUUUGGUUUAACCAAGGACAAGUGUGCAGUGCUGGAUCUCGGCUGUUGGCCCAAGAGACCAUAUUUGAUAAAUUAAUUCUUAAACUGAAAGAACGACUAACGCACUUCCGUAUUGGUGACAGUCUUGACAAGACCAUAGACAUGGGCGCCAUUGUUGAUGAAUCUCAGAAGUCAUCCAUUGAGGACUAUGUGGAGAGUGCCAGGAACGAAGGUGCUGAGGUGUAUCAAGCUGCUGCGUGUGUCCCAGCUAAAGGUUGUUACUUCCCACCUACGCUGAUUACAAAUGUCCAGACAGUGUCUCGGGUGGUGGUUGAGGAGAUCUUUGGACCUGUAUUGGUAGCUUUGCCAUUCCGUACAGCAAAAGAAGCGGUUUCUCUUGCCAAUAACACUGUGUUUGGUCUUGGUGCCAGUGUGUGGACGGAGAAUAUCGGCCUGGCUAUGGAAGUGGCGAUCAGUGUGAAGGCUGGCGCCGUGUGGGUCAACAGCCACAACAUGUUUGAUGCUGCAGCAGGCUUUGGGGGUUACAAGCACAGUGGGUAUGGAAGAGAUGGUGGUAAAGAGGGUUUGUUUGAGUAUGUGAGACCUGCCUGGGAAGAAAGAGCACGGCCUGGUCCACUGGAGGUCAAUCUAAAGACAUUUGGUUCUACUGUUCCGCCCCGACCAACAGUCGCAGACAAUGAUGUGAAAAGCAUCUCUGUGGAUGGCAUGGCAAUGCCAAGCAUUGACCGGACGUACAAGUUGUACUAUGGUGGUGCCCAGAAGCGGCCUGAUGGGCAGUAUUCCCGUCCUGUUAUCAGUCCAUCUGGGAAGGUGGUUGGCCACGUGGGUGACGGAAACCGGAAAGAUGUCAGAAAUGCUGUUGAGGCUGCCCAUGGUGCAGCUCCAGGGUGGGGGAAGCGAGCAGCUCACAAUCGAGCACAGAUUGUGUACUACAUGGCCGAGAAUCUGGAGGUGCGGAGAGAGGAAAUCGGUGAGCGUAUCAGUAACAUGACUGGGAAAUCAUUGGACGACAGUCGAGCAGAGGUUGAUCUGGCCAUUCAGAGACUCUUCUACUGGGGAGCCUAUUGUGACAAAUAUGGUGGGACCGUACAGGAGACCACUCUGUACGGUGCGACAAUCAAGAUCCAUGAGCCAGUUGGUGUGAUUGGGAUCGCCUGUCCCGACAAUUACCCUCUGCUUGGCUUCGUCUCACUCUUCUCACCAGCUGUGAUUCGUGGCAAUACUGUCGUCAUUAUUCCAAGUGAAAAAUACCCACUUGUAGCCUUAGAUUUCUACCAGGUGUUUGACACGUCAGACCUGCCCGGUGGUGUUGUUAACAUCCUGACUGGUGACCGUGAUCACCUGACUAAAUACCUCACUGAGCACCAGGACGUGCAGGCUAUGUGGUAUUUCGGCUCUGCUGAGGGCUCCAAGUUCGUCGAACACUUUUCUGCGGACAACCUCAAGAGGACGUGGGUCAACUACGGGACAGCUCGGGACUGGACCAAACCUGAACAGGGGCAAGGGGAGGAAUUCCUGUAUCAUUCAGUUGAAUGCAAGAAUAUCUGGAUUCCAAUGGGAGAUAUAUUCGCUAAUUAAUUACCAUAUCUAACCAGAAAUAGGCCCAUAUCUAUAUGUAAACAAAUAAAAUAAAAUAAAUUUAAAUAGAUUAAUUUAUAAAAAAAAAAAAAUCCCUAGUUCAUUUAAAAAAAAAAGAAGAAGAAGAAAAAUGGUCCCUUGUCUGGGAAUAGAGUUCAUAAAGUGUUGUUUUGGGCCCCUGGGUUAUUCCCAGGUAAAUACGGUAAUUACAAAUUAAAAAUCUAGUCAAUACACUUACCAUCCUCA
Molecule: messenger RNA, 2742 nt
Organism: Gigantopelta aegis
Lineage: Eukaryota; Metazoa; Mollusca; Gastropoda; Neomphalida; Peltospiridae
Product: aldehyde dehydrogenase family 16 member A1-like
Exons: 14
Coding region: 16-2496 (826 amino acids)
Molecular function (GO): oxidoreductase activity, acting on the aldehyde or oxo group of donors, NAD or NADP as acceptor
Source: RefSeq, a predicted model, not a curated record